UCACGGAAUUUGCCGAAAAUUGACGAUCGGACCCACGCUGCGGCCAUUUUGUAAAACCCAUACCAGUGCACAAGGAAAAGAAAAAGACCAAGUCCGUCUUUCCACCAAUGCAGUUUCUUCUUAGAUUGAUUUGAUUUAAUAUAUAACAGCAUCUUUUGGAAACAGAACUAGGAACCAUUCUCUGAAAGUCACACUUGCCAUCAUGGAUGAUGACAUGGGAAUGAAGCGUCCUUUGGAUGAUGAUUACGAGGAAGAUGAAGAUGAUCAUAAGCGAAGGAGGGGUGAUGGACCCAAGGUGGAACUGAGGUUUCUACUGGCCAGCAAGAAUGCUGGUGCUAUCAUUGGAAAAGGAGGCAGCAACAUUAAAAGACUCCGACAGGAUUACAAAGCCAGUGUAACAGUGCCCGACUCGACAAGCCCCGAACGGGUGCUGACCAUUGGGGCCAAUCUUGGAACAGCACUGGACUGUGUCCUUGACAUCAUUCCUAAGCUAGAGGAUUAUAAAAACUACAGAGACAAUGAUUUUGACUGUGAGAUGCGACUUCUUGUUCACCAAAGUCAAGCAGGAUGUAUCAUCGGUAGAGCAGGUUUCAAAAUCAAGGAACUCAGAGAGAGAACUGGAGCACAAAUCAAAGUAUAUUCUCAGUGUUGUCCCGAAUCCACAGAGCGAGUGGUGGCAAUAGGAGGAAAGCCAAAGACAGUGGUGGACUGUAUAGAGACCAUCCACGAUCUCCUACAAACGGCACCACCCAAGGGCCCAAACCAGCCCUAUGACCCACUUUACUGGGAUGAAUUCAUGGUGGCAGAUUAUGGUGGUUACAGUGCCUCAGAAGGAGGCCGUGGCAAAGGUGGCCCCAGAGGAGCACCACCAGGUGGUAGAAUGGGUGGUGGACCCAUGGGCAUGAGAGGUGGAGGAGGUGGUGGCGGCAGAGGUAUGCGAGGCGGCGGUGGAGAUUUCCGUCGAGGUGGCGGCGGUGGUGGUAUGAUGAGGUCUGGCGGCGGCGGUGGUGGCCGUGGCGGUGGAGGAGGAUACGGUGGUAGCCGCGGAGGCGGUGGAGGAUUCGGAGGAGGCAGUGGCGGCGGCUUUGGCGGUGGAAACAGACAAGGAGGAAACCGCCAAGGAAGGGGAGGCGGUUUUGGUGGUGGCAGUGGAGGAGGAGGAGGUGGUAGUUUUGGAGGAAGCAGUGGCGGCGGCGGUGGUAGCAGUGGUAGCUUUGGAGGCGGCAGCAUGGGAGGAAGUGGCGGAUAUGGAGGUGGUGAUUAUGACAACUUUGGAGGGGGAGAUAACUAUGACGAUGGUUAUGAUAACUUUGGAGGAAUGGGUCAAAAUUUCUCUCAAGACAAUUCAGGUGGUAUGGGUCAGAUGUUUGGAAACGAAGGAAAUUUACCCUCAACCCAAGUCACCAUUCCAAAGGACCUUGCUGGAGCUAUUAUUGGAAAGGGUGGUGUUCGUAUACAAGAAAUACGGCGUCAGUCUAAUGCCCAGAUAGUCAUUGAUGAGGGCCUGCCCGGCUCUAAUGACCGAAUCAUCACUAUCACUGGCAGCCAUGAACAGAUCCAAAAUGCCCAAUUUCUUUUACAAAGCAGUGUUAAAAGAUACUCUGGGAAGUACUGAAAAUGCCGUGAAAA
This is a messenger RNA of Saccostrea cuccullata (small rock oyster), 1629 nucleotides long. RefSeq names its product heterogeneous nuclear ribonucleoprotein K-like. The transcript has 15 exons. The record is from RefSeq and is a predicted model, not a curated record. Gene Ontology annotation, cellular component: nucleus; cytoplasm. Gene Ontology annotation, molecular function: mRNA binding. Gene Ontology annotation, biological process: regulation of transcription by RNA polymerase II; regulation of mRNA splicing, via spliceosome. The coding region runs from base 203 to 1615 and encodes 470 amino acids. NCBI's taxonomy places the organism in Eukaryota, Metazoa, Mollusca, Bivalvia, Ostreida, Ostreidae.